Molecule: messenger RNA, 736 nt
Organism: Nicotiana tabacum (common tobacco)
Lineage: Eukaryota; Viridiplantae; Streptophyta; Magnoliopsida; Solanales; Solanaceae
Product: pleckstrin homology domain-containing protein 1-like
Source: RefSeq, a predicted model, not a curated record
UUAAAAAACGAAUAAAACAAGCAACCACCUGUCUAGAGUUCACACUUUUUCUGCCUUCUCUCUCCUCUUUCUCUCUCCUCUUUCUCUCUCUUCACCCAUGGCCAGUCUAUGGCGAGCAGCAAUGGGAAGCUCGACUCAGUCGAACGACGACUACGACGGAGUCGAGUUCUGGACGAACCCAGAGCGAACCGGCUGGCUCACUAAACAAGGCGAGUACAUAAAAACGUGGCGUCGCCGGUGGUUCGUGUUGAAACAAGGAAAACUCUUCUGGUUCAAGGAAGCGAACAUCACGCGCGGAUCGAAAUCACGUGGUGUGAUUCCAGUGGCUAAUUGCCUCACAGUUAAAGGAGCUGAAGAUGUUUUAAACAAACAGUUUGCUUUCGAGCUUUCUACUCGCUCUGAUACUAUGUAUUUUAUUGCUGAUUCGGAGAAAGAGAAGGAGGAUUGGAUCAAUUCGAUCGGACGGUGCAUAGUGCAGCACUCUAGGUCUGUUACUCAUGAUGAAAUUCUGGACUAUGAUAGCCGGAAAUAAUUAAUAUUGCCACAACCUAAUUUUGGUACGCCUAUCCUUUUUUGUUUUUUGGAAAUAACUAUUUUAUUUGUUUUGUCUCUGUGUGUAGUGUGAAUGUAUAUAGUUUUUCGCAUUUGAAGCAGUAAGUACUUUGUUUAAGUCAUUGUUAAAUUGUGAAUGCCGUAUAUUUGCUGCGUUGAAAUGCAUAUGUACCUUUUUCAAAUA